CGAAGCCUACAUGUGUUUGCCACUCUGUUUAUUUCUUCGUGAAUAGACUGGAAUUGAGGUUGAAUUGGUGGUGGAGACCGACGGAUUGAGGCGAAGGAAUGACUUCAGUGGCGGAGGACGGGCCGUUUCCGAUGAGGCUCGCGGCUGAGGUGGAGAGUUCAACUUCGAAUCCGACGGAUGCUGUGAUCUUCGUAGGAAUAAGCUUGGUCUUGGGAAUUGCCUGCCGGCAUCUCCUCAGGGGCACUAGAGUACCUUACACCGUGGCUCUUCUCAUUCUCGGCAUCGCCCUCGGUUCUAUAGAAUAUGGAACAAAGCAUCAACUUGGGAAGAUUGGGGAUGGCAUUCGUAUCUGGGCACAAAUUGAUCCUAAUCUUUUAUUGGCUGUUUUUCUUCCUGCACUUCUUUUUGAGAGUUCAUUUUCGAUGGAAGUGCACCAGAUAAAGAGGUGUAUGGCACAAAUGAUUAUACUUGCCGGGCCUGGUGUUCUCAUAUCAACCUUCUGUCUCGGAUCUGCCAUUAAGCUCACUUUUCCAUAUGACUGGAGCUGGAAGACCUCUUUGUUGAUUGGAGGGCUUCUUAGUGCUACUGAUCCUGUGGCUGUUGUAGCUCUGUUGAAAGAGCUGGGUGCAAGCAAAAAAUUGAGUACUAUAAUUGAAGGAGAAUCCCUAAUGAAUGACGGGACGGCAAUAGUGGUCUAUCAGUUAUUCUUUCGGAUGGUCCUUGGGCAGACCUUUAGUUGGGGAGCUGUACUAGAAUUUCUAACAAAAGUUUCUCUCGGAGCUGUAGGCAUGGGUCUCGCGUUUGGAAUAGCAUCUGUUUUGUGGCUUGGGUUUAUUUUCAAUGACAUUGUCAUAGAGAUUGCGCUAACACUUACAGUGAGCUACAUUGCUUUCUUCACGGCUCAAGAAGGUGCUGAUGUUUCUGGUGUUCUGGCAGUGAUGACUUUGGGGAUGUUCUAUGCUGCAUUUGCUAGGACUGCUUUUAAGGGUGAUGGUCAACAAAGCUUGCAUCAUUUUUGGGAAAUGGUUGCCUAUAUUGCUAAUACUUUGAUUUUUAUCUUAAGUGGUGUUGUUAUAGCUGAAGGUGUACUUGGCAAUGACAAACUUUUUGAAAACCAUGGAAAUUCAUGGGGCUACCUCAUUCUCCUUUAUAUUCUCAUUCAAGUGUCUCGCAUGGUGGUUGUUGGAGUGUUGUUUCCCUUCUUGCGGUACUUUGGUUAUGGUUUGGACUGGAAAGAAGCUAUUAUUCUUGUAUGGUCAGGUUUGCGAGGUGCUGUUGCAUUGUCACUGUCAUUGUCAGUUAAGCAAUCUAGUGGCAACUCAAACAUCUCUUCUGAGACAGGAACUCUGUUUGUCUUUUUCACUGGUGGCAUCGUAUUUCUGACGCUCAUUGUGAAUGGAUCAACCACCCAGUUUGUUUUGCAUUUCCUAAAUAUGGAUAAGUUAUCUGCGCCAAAGAGGCGUAUAUUGGAAUACACAAAGUAUGAAAUGUUGAACAAAGCACUAGAGGCAUUUGGUGAUCUAGGAGAUGAUGAAGAACUAGGACCUGUUGAUUGGCUUACUGUUAAAAGAUAUAUUAAAAGCUUAAAUGACGUGGAAGGGGAACGAGAGCAUCCCCAUAGUGCACCGAACAAUGAAAAUAAUUUUGAUCAUAUGAACUUAAAGGAUAUACGUGUACGUCUUUUGAAUGGCGUUCAAGCUGCUUACUGGGGAAUGCUUGAUGAGGGAAGGAUCACACAAGCUACUGCAAAUAUGUUGAUGCAAUCUGUGGAUGAAGCAAUUGACUCAGUAGCUUAUGAGCCUUUGUGCGACUGGAAAGGUUUAAAAGCUCAUGUUAAUUUCCCAAAUCAUUACAAGUUUCUUCAGACAAGCAUCUGCCCGCAAAAAUUGGUUACAUAUUUCAUAGUGGAAAGAUUGGAAUCUACUUGUUACAUUUGUGCUGCAUUUCUCCGAGCUCAUAGAAUCGCUCGGCAGCAACUGCAUGACUUCAUUGGUGAUAGUGAAGUUGCAUCAAUGGUCAUCAAUGAAAGUGAGGUCGAAGGAGAGGAAGCAAGAAAGUUCUUGGAAGAUGUUCGUGUUAGUUUUCCUCAGGUUCUUCGUGUCGUGAAAACAAGGCAAGUAACAUAUUGCGUGCUUAAUCAUUUGAGUGAGUAUGUCCAAAAUCUCGAGAAGGUUGGGUUGUUGGAAGAGAAAGAAAUGAUUCAUCUUCAUGAUGCUGUCCAGACUGACUUGAAACGGCUCCAAAGGAAUCCUCCUUUAGUUAAAAUUCCAAGGAUAAAUGAUUUAGUUAGUGCCCAUCCUUUGUUGGGAGCACUUCCUUCCGCCAUACGUGGGCCACUUUCAGAGUCUACCAAAGAAAUAAUGAAACUACGAGGUGUGACGCUCUAUCGAGAGGGUACCAAACCAACUGUUAUUUGGCUCAUUUCAAAUGGAGUAGUGAAGUGGAAAAGUAAGAGCUUAAGAAAUAAGCACUCAUUACAUCCAACAUUUACCCAUGGAAGUACUCUGGGCCUCUAUGAAGUGCUGAUUGGCAAGCCGUACAUGUGUGACAUGAUCACUGAUUCUGUGGUACUCUGUUUCUUCAUUGAAGCUGAAAAGAUACUCACAUUGUUCAGAUCUGAUCCAGCAGUUGAGGAUUUUCUCUGGAAGGAAAGUGCUAUCAUUCUUGCCAAAUUCAUGCUUCCUCAAAUUUUUGAGAAAAUGACCAUGCAAGAUCUAAGAGCUCUUGUUGCAGAAAGGUCAAUAAUGACUAUACACAUAAGGGGAGAAAUUGUAGAAGUACCUUACCAUUCUGUUGCCUUUCUAUUAGAAGGAUUUGUGAAAACACAAGGUGUCAAAGAGGAACUGAUUACAUCUCCUGCAGCACUACUGCCUUCAUGUGGGGACCUAAACUUCCUUGGAUCGGAAACCUCAGGUGCCAAGCAAAGCAGCUUUUCUCACCAGGGAUCCUGGUAUCACGUGGAGACAAGAGCCAGAGUAAUUAUAUUUGACAUUGCUGCGUUUGAAACCAACAGAGUUCUACAGAGAAGGUCAUCUUCAUUGUUGUCGCAUGUAAUUGAUCACCCCACUAGUUCCCUAAGCAAAGAGCAUAGCGGCCUUAUGAGUUGGCCUGAAAAUUUCUUCGAGACAAGAUAUCAUCAGCAAAGUCCCAAUAAGGCUGGUGAACAAGCAACCAACUUGUCUACCCGGGCAAUGCAGUUAAGCAUGUUCGGCAGCAUGGUCCGCCAACGGCGUGCCCCAAGCUUCCCAAGUACUCGAGCAAACUCAUUGCAUAGCCAAUCGUAUCCACGAGUCCCGACUAGUCAGGGGCAACCUCUUGUUUCUGUGAGGUCAGAAGGAUCAACCACAGUGAGAAAGCGCCAUGAAGUAGUCUUUACAAGUCAAAAUCCUAAUCCUAUUCCUGCACGACAACAUCAAAGCUCGAACAUUGAGGAGAACCGUAGGAUCAAUGACUCGAGUGAUGAUUCUGGCGCAGAGAAUGAUGAACUGAUCGUCAGAAUUGACUCACCAAGUAGUCUUUCUUUUCACCAGGUUUCUUGAGAUGACUUCUUUACAUCCUGAUUAUGUUUAUCUAUUUAUGCCUCCAUUGCAAAAUAUAGAUAUGAUUUCUUUUUUUUAUUCACUUAGGAUGUGUAAGCUUCGCCUAACUAAUUCUCAUCGGCGGGUGAGCUUCUCUCCUGAUGCACCCUCGAAUAAAUCUGGAUAUAGAUACAGUUUAUACACACUUAAAACUGGAUAUUCAACACAGUUUAUGUGGGACUUAACUUUCAGUCUUAUUGCUGUCUUCCAAUAAUAAUUUUAUCUUCUAAA
Messenger RNA from Diospyros lotus (date-plum), 3809 nucleotides. Its product is annotated as sodium/hydrogen exchanger 7. Gene Ontology annotation, biological process: proton transmembrane transport. Bases 99 to 3539 code for a protein of 1146 amino acids. Gene Ontology annotation, molecular function: sodium:proton antiporter activity. The transcript has 23 exons. Gene Ontology annotation, cellular component: membrane; chloroplast envelope. NCBI's taxonomy places the organism in Eukaryota, Viridiplantae, Streptophyta, Magnoliopsida, Ericales, Ebenaceae. The record is from RefSeq and is a predicted model, not a curated record.